Grammomys surdaster is the source of this 1274-nucleotide messenger RNA. It is a transcript of the gene Cfap263, whose product is annotated as coiled-coil domain containing 113. Gene Ontology annotation, cellular component: ciliary basal body; axoneme. The transcript is spliced from 9 exons. The record is from RefSeq and is a predicted model, not a curated record. Gene Ontology annotation, biological process: cilium assembly. Bases 73 to 1206 code for a protein of 377 amino acids. NCBI's taxonomy places the organism in Eukaryota, Metazoa, Chordata, Mammalia, Rodentia, Muridae.
GCGCUGCAGGGUCGCGGCCGAAGUGAAGCCGGAUGUCUUACUGAAGGCUCUUGAAGCACCACAGGCUGAAAGAUGUCUGAGGAAGAGUCGGACGGCACGUUCACUGACUCCCAGGGGGAGGAGGAAGGCGAGCUGCCAGUCAUCCAACUGUGCGGGCUGGUAGAGGAGCUCAGCUAUGGAAACUCUGCUCUCAAAACAGAAACAGAGAUGUUCGAGAAAUAUUACUCUCGACUGGAACCCAGGGACCACCGAAUGCCACGGUUAUCAGAUAUUAAAAUAUCAGCAGCAGAAUUUUCACAGCUACGAUCUAGGCGUAAAUCCAAGACCCGUGGAGGUCUGGAUCGUACGGCAGGCCUCACUGUAGAGCAAAAGCUCGAUCUUGUACAGAAGGAGCUGGAAGACACAAGAGAUGAAAUCCGGCACAUGAGGGCUAAUGCAGAACGGGACCUGCAGCAUCAUGAGGCUAUCAUCGAGGAAGCUGACAUUCGGUGGAAUGAAGUUCAGAGAGCGGUGCAUGAAUUUGAAAAAGACAUCCUGAAAACCAUAUCCAAGAAGAAAGGGAGCAUUCUGGCCACUCAGAAAGUGAUGAAGUACAUCGAGGAUAUGAACCGUCGCAGGGAUAGUAUGAAGGAUAAAUUGUGUUUGAAAAAUGUUUCUCUCAAAGUUCAAAGGAAAAAGAUGCUUUUACAAUUGAGGCAGAAGGAGGAGGUGGGCGAGGCCCUGCACGAUGUUGACUUUCAGCAGCUGAAAAUCGAGAACGCUCAGUUUUUGGAGACGAUUGAAGCAAGGAAUCAAGAACUGAUCCAGCUGAAGCUGGCCUCUGGGAAUACCCUGCAGGUUCUCAACAGUUACAAAAACAAGCUUCAUCGGGCAAUGGAGGUCUACAUCAAUCUGGACAAGGAGAUCUUGCUGAGAAACGAGCUACUUGGGAAAAUUGAAAAAGAAACCAUACAAGCAGAGGAGGACAGGGCCAAAGCCCAUAUCUUGAACAAUAAGUUACGGAAGCAGCUGGCUGAGUUCCGGGCUCCACAGGUGAUGAUGUACGUCAAGGAGAAGAUUCUGAAUGGGGAACUGGAGAAGACCAUCAAGAUGUGGGAGCGGAAGGUGGAGAUCGCGGAGAUGUCCUUAAAAGGGUACCGAAAGGCCUGGAAUAAAAUGAAGACUUCAGAUGAGCAGCUGCAGAUGAUCCGGCCCCCCGGGAAAUAGCUAAGAGCAGCCGGCAGUUUGUAAACCAAGAAGUGACCCAUUAAAUAAAGUUCUCUAUUUUUUCCAUU